GCUCUCUCUGUGCGGUCUCUUUCCUGUGUGUACCGCUUGCUCUGCAUCGGCCCUGCUUGCGUUAUCGGAUUGCUAACAAGGUGGUUGCGUGUGACCAGCAAUCUUCUGUUUGGAUUGCUCUCGUCACAUAUUCCCCUUGCAUUACGCACCAUUUCGGCGAUCGAGCGGGAGCGCAAGCAUUUUUCCUUUCUCAACUCGACUCUGAUCCAUCUUGGAUCGGACAGCAUGGCGCAUCAUCAAUCGGCCGCUGCCAUGGCCGCUUCCACCAGCGUGGAUGAUCUUCCUGAACCCACUUUUGCCCUGGUCCAUCCCAAAGCCCGCUCUGCGGUUCAACUCGACUCGAGCUCAGAGCAGAGCCAGCUCAAAGCGGCUCUGGCGCCAAACAAAGUGUUGCCGGCACCCGAGGCACGGCGCCAUGUUCUUCCCAGUACCCGGCGUUCCAGCUCAGGCUUGCUCCUCGUCGCCUCGCCCUCAUCGCCCGAGGCCACGCGCAGCACCGCUUGCGAGAGUGUGACCACCAGCCCUUUGCUGCACCGCCGUGAAGCCAAGAACCUGCAGUUGCACUUGCCGCACCAUUCCCAUGCUCAGCCAAACCUGCGCAAAGGCGGCUCAUUGGAUCAGGUGGUGCGCUCCGCCGCUGCCUCGCCCCGCCCCGACGUCAAGAUGAGCCUCAUGGCCCGCCGCCGGGCGGCCAGCCUCAGCAUCGACUUGCCUGAAAAUCAACCCGUCAAGAACGCUGAAGAUCUUCGGGAGGAGCAUUGGGAUCAAGGCUCGCUUGAUCACCUUUUUGAUCUGGCCGCCAAAACGGGUCACGAAGAGGCUGCCCUACGACUCGACCCCAAUGCCACUCCCUCUCCAACCAGCAGCCACUACAGUACCUCGGAUCUCUUCUCUCCUGACAUGUCCCCCAUUUUGCCUACCCCAUCCUCGGUCAUUGCCCACACCCAUGCCUUUCGGUACGGCUCAGAUACCACCAGCGAGCGUGGCUCCCUCUCCAGCGAGGGCAGCCGCCCCAGCCUUGAUCAAGCCCUUGGCAUCAAAUACCUUCCAUCACCCCUGGGCCAUGAGGCACAUGCGUUUGGCGAGGACUCGGUCACCGACUACUUUGCUGAGCUCGAACUCUCCUCCGACGCCCGUCGGGCGGUCCGUCUUGAGUAAUGAAUGAACGGCCGCUCACCGUCCACAAAGCUUCAGCGCGUGCGGGGUUUCGACCGUGUUUGGAAUGAGGGCUGCCUUUGUCUCUUACUUGGUGCUCCUUUGUUGAUUUGAUAGUUUUGACCAUGUUAUGUUACGCUCCCAUCGCCUGGCACGGCACGCGUGCCCGUCUUGAUUUUUCUUUCUUUCCUUUUUUUUUUUUUCCCCCACAACCAUAUCACAUUGACAUGUGAAUGCCCAUGUGCUUCAUGUAUCCUUUGAUUAAUUGACAAUCCCGACUCG
Molecule: messenger RNA, 1437 nt
Organism: Monosiga brevicollis MX1
Lineage: Eukaryota; Choanoflagellata; Craspedida; Salpingoecidae
Exons: 1
Coding region: 226-1158 (310 amino acids)
Source: RefSeq, a predicted model, not a curated record